GAAGUGAGAGCUUCUCUAGCUCUUUAGUGUUUUGACAAUGAUGGAGGAAGAAGAAUUUGAAUUUGCCGAUGAUUUGGAGGCAAUUUUGCAUCUCACGCCAGAAGUACAACUAGCGAUUGAACAGGUCUUUCCAAGUCAAGAUCCACUUGAUAAAGUAGACUUCAAUGCUGUGGAAUACAUCAACACAUUGUUUCCCACCGAACAGUCCCUUGCGAAUAUUGAUGAUGUGGUAAACAAGAUACGUCUGAAAAUAAGGCGCCUUGAUGACAACAUCAGGACAGUGGUGAGAGGUCAGACCAAUGUGGGGCAGGAUGGCAGGCAGGCUUUGGAAGAGGCCCAGAUAGCAAUUCAGCAGCUUUUUGGAAAAAUCAAAGACAUCAAGGACAAGGCAGAGAAGUCUGAACAAAUGGUCAAAGAGAUUACCAGGGACAUAAAGCAGUUAGACCAUGCGAAGCGCCACCUCACUACAUCCAUCACCACACUGAACCACCUGCAUAUGUUAGUGGGAGGCGUGGACUCUUUAGAGGCCAUGACCAGAAAAAGGCAGUAUGGUGAGGUGGCCAAUCUCCUGCAAGGAGUGGUAAACGUACUUGAGCACUUCCACAAGUAUAUGGGCAUACCACAGAUCAGACAGCUCUCUGAGAGAGUAAAAGCAGCACAGAGUGAGUUGGGCACUCAGAUCCUGGCAGAUUUUGAAGAAGCGUUCCCAUCGCAGGGCUCCAAGAGGCCCGGUGGGCCAAGUAAUGUGUUAAGGGAUGCCUGUCUGGUUGCAAAUGUUCUUGACCCACGCAUCAAACAGGAGAUAAUCAAAAAGUUCAUCCGGCAGCAGCUCUCUGAGUACCUUGUGCUCUUUCAGGAAAACCAAGAUGUUGCGUGGUUAGACAAGAUUGAUCGCCGCUAUGCCUGGAUCAAGCGGCAACUCGUUGACUACGAAGAAAAAUACGGACGCAUGUUUCCAGAGGAGUGGUGCAUGACAGAACGUAUUGCAGUGGAAUUCUGCCACGUCACCAGAGCUGAGCUUUCCAAAGUAAUGAGAACACGAGCCAAGGAGAUCGAAGUGAAGCUGCUUUUAUUUGCCAUUCAGAGGACCACAAACUUUGAAAGUCUGCUGGCAAAACGUUUUACAGGAUGCACAUUGACUGAUGCCCCUGUGAAGAAGAGGCCAGAGAGCCCUUUAGACCCCUCUAAUCCUUUCUUGGAGGAUGAUCAAGGUGAAGAUGAGGGUACUCAGAAAGAUGACAAGGAUGAUGAUCUGGCAAAGCCCAGAAAACCAAAGGCUCCUGAUAAUCCUUUCCACGGCAUCAUCUCCAAGUGCUUUGAACCCCAUCUGUAUGUCUACAUAGAAUCUCAAGACAAGAACCUAGGCGAAUUGAUAGACAGGUUUGUGGCUGACUUCCGAGCACAGGGCCCACCCAAGGUUGCCACAGACGAGGGCGGCGCUGUGCUGCCAAGCUGUGCUGACCUCUUUGUCUAUUACAAGAAAUGCAUGGUCCAGUGCUCCCAGUUGAGCACUGGGGAGCCCAUGAUUGCCCUCACAACCAUCUUUCAGAAAUUCCUGCGGGAGUAUGCCUGGAAGAUCCUCUCAGGCAACCUGCCUAAGUCAAGCAGUAACACUGGGGUUCUGACGAUCAGCAGUCUGCUGAAAGAGAAGGAAGGCUCGGAAACGGCCAAGUUCACUGUUGACGAGCUGUGCCUCAUCUGUAGCAUCCUUAGCACUGCCGAGUAUUGCCUUGCUACAACGCAACAGCUUGAAGAGAAACUUAAAGAGAAAGUAGAUAAAAUCCUGGUGGAGAGAAUUAAUUUGACUGGGGAGAUGGAUACAUUCAGCACUGUGAUCUCUAAUAGUAUCCAGCUACUUGUUCAAGAUCUUGAUGCUGCUUGUGACCCUGCUCUCACUGCAAUGAGCAAGAUGCCAUGGCAGAAUGUGGAGCAUGUCGGUGACCAGAGUCCCUAUGUGACUUCAAUCAUCAUGCACAUCAAGCAGAAUGUGCCAAUCAUCAGAGACAAUUUGGCCUCCACGCGCAAAUACUUCACACAAUUUUGCAUCAAAUUCACAAACUCUUUCAUCCCCAAAUUUAUCAAUCACUUGUUCCGAUGCAAACCUAUCAGCAUGGUGGGAGCAGAACAACUCCUCCUGGACACACACUCUUUAAAGACAGUCCUGCUAGAUCUGCCCUCCAUAGGUUCCCAGGUACUUCGCAAGGCACCUGCCAGCUACACUAAGAUUGUGGUGAAGGGCAUGACCCGUGCAGAGAUGAUACUUAAGGUGGUGAUGGCCCCACAUGAACCGCCCGUGGUGUUUGUGGAUAACUACAUCAAGCUCUUGGCUGAUGGCAAUCCUGAGACUUUCCAGAAAAUACUCGACAUGAAGGGUUUAAAACGUGGUGAGCAGAGCAGCAUGCUGGAGCUCUUCAGACAGAGGUUACCUACACCGCCUUCCGGGGCCGACGGUGGCCCCUCCUUGUCCUUCAGCGCCCCCACCCCUGAGCAGGAGUCCUCCCGCAUACGUAAACUAGAAAAACUCAUCAAGAGACUGUGAAGAAAUAAUACUUCAAGAUACUGUGUGCUGCUGGGCUGGCCUUUACCACUCAAUUAUUGAUCUCACAAUAUGUCACUCUGCUGCUCCAUUGAGUUAUUGUUCAAAACAAAAGAGUUGACUCAAUUUUUCAUCACACACAAAAAUAAACCCAAGAUCAUGGUGAGUUAUGAAAAAACUUCCUCACUGGUGACUUGCUGUUGGUACAUAUUUGUUUAUAUGUGCAAUUUCCUUACCUUCGUGUUCACACCAAUGGCCAUGCUUUGAUUGGUACAUAGCACAAUGAGGUGCACUCAAAAAAAUUUAUGUUGUUCUUAUGUCAAAAAGUACAAGCAACUUGAUCCUAGUUAAAUGUUGUUUUCUUAUUAUGAUAAAUGACAGUACCCCAAGGCUAUGGAAUUAGAUGGCAAAUCUGAGUAUAUUGAUUUGAAACGUAUGCUUCUCUUUUAUACAUUUAUGAAUGAGAAAAUAAAACGUUCUUCCCCUUUAUUAGGUCUCUGAGGGGAUAUUCAGUUUAGACGUCAUAUACACCGGACAGAAACUCACAUGAAUACUGAGGAUCAAAUUAAAUGAAAUCCAAAGUAUGAAAUCUCUUUCCAAAAAUGCACUAGCAGAAUAAUUGACGGUGUAAAUAUUUAUUCAACAUUACUUAUAGUUUCAAUUGAUAUCUACUGCAUUUAGUAACACAUUCCUUAAAAAUAUCUUGUACUGUAUGGUUGUGUUGUAUUAUACAAUGACAAGUUGUGAAGAUUACUAAACAUUGCCACAGAUGAAUCCUUGUGCUUCAUUAAAUGGUUUUACGAUG
Messenger RNA from Phycodurus eques (leafy seadragon), 3341 nucleotides. RefSeq names its product VPS53 subunit of GARP complex (gene vps53). Gene Ontology annotation, cellular component: GARP complex. The coding region runs from base 38 to 2539 and encodes 833 amino acids. Lineage: Eukaryota; Metazoa; Chordata; Actinopteri; Syngnathiformes; Syngnathidae. The transcript has 22 exons. Gene Ontology annotation, biological process: retrograde transport, endosome to Golgi. The record is from RefSeq and is a predicted model, not a curated record.